Oncorhynchus keta (chum salmon) is the source of this 2884-nucleotide messenger RNA. Its product is annotated as proline dehydrogenase 1, mitochondrial-like. The transcript has 15 exons. Gene Ontology annotation, cellular component: mitochondrion. The record is from RefSeq and is a predicted model, not a curated record. Bases 109 to 2034 code for a protein of 641 amino acids. Gene Ontology annotation, molecular function: proline dehydrogenase activity; FAD binding. Lineage: Eukaryota; Metazoa; Chordata; Actinopteri; Salmoniformes; Salmonidae.
GCAUGCGCACAAACUGUCAGUCGAACCACGAACUAGAACUGCUAUAGCCACGCGCCCUCUAACGCAAUAUUUUAAUUUUUUUUUUACGACUUUAAAUACAGCUAACUAAUGUCGUACACUAAAGUAAUACCAGGUCUAGUCAGGGCAAAUUCUGACAACAUCAAGAGAAUAUGCUUGUCUCAGGGGAGAUUUCGGUCCACGGUCGCAUCCAAGCAACGUAAGGAGGUUGAAGGAGGGAAAGAAGAGCAGCAACUUGUUGAGUGCACCGUGGUGAAAGCUGUUCAAGCAGACCUCAUCAGCCAAACAAAAAAUAACACCGAUGCUCAAACACGGAAGAUCGCAAUCGACUUUGAUAAUACACACGAAGCGUAUAAAAGUAAAGAUAAUAUUGAGCUGCUUAGAAGUCUGUUGGUCUUCAAGCUUUGUACAUUCGACUUCCUCGUUGACAAGAACAAGGAGUUGAUGGACCUCAGCAAGAAAGUGUUUGGCAAGCGGCUCUUUGAGAGGCUGAUGAAGAUGACGUUCUACGGGCAGUUUGUAGCUGGGGAGGACCAUAACUCCAUCAAGCCUUUGAUACGUAAGAACCAGGCCUUCGGCGUGGGGUCAGUCCUGGAUUACAGUGUGGAGGAGGACCUGACGCAAGAGGAGGCAGAGAAGAAGGAGAUGGACUCCUGUGUGUCUGAAGCUGAGAAAGAAAGCCCAGUGCCAGCUGGAGAACACUUUGUAAUGCAGGAACAUGACUACAGCGUUGACCACCGUGAGAAGAAGUACAAGGCCCACCGUCAGUUUGGGGACCGUCGUGGGGGCGUGGUCAGUGCCAGGACCUACUUCUAUGCUGACGAGGCCAAGUGUGACGCCCAGAUGGAGACCUUCCUGAACUGCAUCAAAGCGUCAGGGGGGGCCUCUGUAGAUGGAUUUUCUGCCGUUAAGAUGACUGCCCUGGGCCGCCCACAGUUUCUGCUCCAGUUCUCAGAGGUGCUGGUGAAAUGGAGGAGGUUCUUCAACCUCCUAGCAGCACAGCAGGGGAAGUCUGGCAUGGAUGCACUGGAGCAGAAACUGGAACUGGAACAGCUGAAGGAGAGUUUGACUAAGCUGGGUGUUGGAAAUAAAGACGACAUUGAGAACUGGUUUACUGGAGAGAAACUGGGCUCAUCAGGAACAAUAGACCUCCUGGACUGGAAUAGCUUGAUCAACGACAGAACAAAGAUCUCAAACUUGCUCGUCAUUCCCAACGUUGAGAAUGGUCAGCUGGAGCCUCUGUUGAGGAAGUUCACUGUUGAAGAGGAGAAACAGAUGAAGAGGAUGCUGCAGAGAGUGGAUGUUCUGGCCAAGCAUGCAGUGGACAAUGGGGUGAGGCUGAUGGUGGACGCUGAGCAGACAUACUUUCAGCCGGCCAUCAGCAGACUGACCCUGGAGAUGCAGAGGAUCUUCAACAGAGAGAAGCCCAUCAUCUUUAAUACCUACCAGUGUUAUCUCAAGGAAGCGUAUGACAAUGUGUCUGUGGACGUGGAGCUGUCCCGGCGUGAGGGCUGGUACUUUGGGGCCAAGCUGGUUCGCGGCGCCUACAUGUACCAGGAGAGGAGCAGAGCGGAGGAAAUCGGUUAUGAGGACCCCAUCAACCCAGAUUACGAGGCCACCAAUAGAAUGUACCACAAGUGUUUAGAGUUUGUGUUGGAGGAGAUUGACCACAACAGAAAGGCUAAUGUCAUGGUGGCGUCACACAACGAGGACACUGUCAAAUUCACCCUGGGAAAGAUGAACGAGAUGGGUCUGUCCCCCACUGAGAAAAAGGUCUAUUUUGGACAGCUGCUCGGCAUGUGUGACCAGAUAAGCUUCCCUCUAGGCCAGGCUGGAUUCCCAGUGUACAAGUACGUCCCCUACGGCCCAGUCAACGAGGUCAUCCCCUACCUGUCACGCCGUGCCCUGGAGAACAGGGGCUUCAUGAAGGGAUCCCAGAGGGAGCGCAGCCUGCUGUGGAAGGAGCUCAAACGCAGGCUGCUCAACGGACAGAUCCUCUACAAGCCUGUGUACUGACUGAGCUGACUGACUGGCACACCAGCACUCUGCCCCUUUUAAAACAUUCCAGUGUCUUAACUGAACCUGCCCUGGUCACAAUGGAGGAACCCGAACUGCCACUUAAUUGGAAUUUUCACAUAGUCAUGCACUGAUGUCAAUGGGAGACUAAAGUGAAAAUUUGACUUCCAGUAAGUAGAAGUUAGGGUUUACUGUGGCUUUAGAAUGUACUGUAGGUAGGUGUGUUUAGUACUGAGAUAUGAUCCUAAUGCCAAGUGACCCUCUACCUUCCUUUUGCUCUAUUUAUUGCUGUUGAAAGUGUCCUUAUUAUAUACCAUGAUCCUUAUCCACUGCUUUUGUCAUGGUUUAGUGGCUUACAGUGGCUUGUGAAAGUAUUCACCCCCUUGGCAUUUUUCCUAUUUUGUCUUCAUGGUGCCGCUUGCUUGGUGGUGCACCUUGCUUAGUGGUGUUGCAGACUCUGGGGCCUUUCAAAACAGGUGUAUAUAUAUACUGAGAUCAUGUGAAAGAUCAUGUGACACUUAGAUUGCACACAGGUGGACUUUAUUUAAAUUAUGUUACGUCUGAAGGUAAUUGGUUGCACCAGAUCUUAUUUAGGGGCUUUAUAGCGAAGUGGGUGAAUACAUAUGCACACACCACUUUUACUUUUUUGAUUUUUUUUUUAAACAAGGUUUUUUUUUCACAUGUCCAAUACAUGAAAUCCAAAUAAAAAUCCAUUUAGAUCACAGGUUGUAAUGCAACAAAAUAGGAAAAAUGCCUAGGGGGGUGAAUACUUUUGCAAGGCACUGUAAUCGGUGGUAUUUCUUAUGUAAAUAACUUAUUGAGUGGUUGUAUUAAACUGUAUUUGACUGCA